AUGAAUGUGCCGCAGGGGAUAAUCAUGGAUGUUGUGGUACUAAAGAUUGAAGAUCCAAGUUGCUUUUGGCUUGCUGUAGAAGAAUGUGUGCCAGGCCUAGUCUAUGAAGUGGCAUACAAAAACCUGAAUGCUAAAAUGAAUCAGUUCUAUGACAGACAUAGAGGUGUGAAGAACUUAAAACCAGAGGUGAUACAAGAAGGCCAGAUUUAUGUGGUUUUCAGUGAGGAGCUCAAGUGCUGGUGCAGGGCGGUGUUUCAGUCGGUGCAGUGCCAUGCUCUUCAUCACCCACUCAGAUGUUUCCUUGUGGAUUAUGCCAAAUACAGUUUGGUGGAAUCACACAACAUUCGAGUUCCAGUGGAACUAUUUACAAAGCUUCCAUACAGAGCAAAGAAGUGUAGCCUGUAUUGCACAAAGCCAGUGACGUUGCAUCUCGACUUCUGUGAAAACACUGCAAAAAUAGGACCAGCCAAAAGAUGGGAUACUGCUGCUAUCCAGCAUUUUCGAGACCUUCUCAAAGAGGCUACUGAGGUUAAAGCCAUGGUGCAGGCACUAGAAGAUAAUGUGUUUCAGGUGUUUCUUUUUGUGACUGUAAAAGAUGAAAAGAUAUGUGUUAAUGAUGAUCUGGUCACAAAGUACUUUGCUCGUUAUGAGGAACCUAAAGGGAAUGCAGAGGGUUCUGCAGAUGAUUCAGACACGGAAGCAUCACUAAAUGCUGAGUGUGUUCCAGUGGAGUUUGUGGGUCCUACGUUUGUCCCCAGGCCAAAACUGCCGUUUGGGGGGAAGGUGUCACCACAUCCUGAAACAGGUCUUCCUGGGUUUAGUUCUGUUCUUGAAGAGACAUCCCAAAGGCCAAGCCAAGUUGUAAAUGAAAAUACUGUGCCUAUGGUCAACGCAACUCCAGGUUUGCUUUUGAAGGAAAAUAAAGCAGUUCAAACAGAGAGGCUUCCGCAGUUCUUAAAUUCCGAUUCCCUUCAGACCCACACGGGUGAAAAUGACCAGCAGUUUCAGGAUUUUCAAAAUCUUGGGGAAGGAUUCGUGUUCCUUAGCAAGAAAAUUGAGCCAUCACCAGUUUUGAAAACAGCACCACUUUCUGAUGGUCUGAAAAAGGAACUUGCUCAGAACAAGUUUUCAGGCCCUAACUUCACAGAGUCUUACUGUUGGCCGCCAGUAGCUUCAGGAUAUGAUGUUGUUGCCGUCUCCCAGCAGGGAAAUGAUCCUCUGUUAUAUAUUCCACCAGUUCUUACAUUUUUGCAGCUGAAAAGUGCCUCCCAAGCCUUGCCACACACGAGUGGACCACUAGCACUUAUUGUAUGUCCUGGAUGGAAGAAGGCACAACUUGUUUUUGACCUACUGAAAACGUACAAGAAAGGCUGCAGAGACCUUCAUCCAGUGUUGAUAACCCUUGAGCAGAACAAGGAAGCAGCCAACCAUGUGGAAACCCGAGGCUGUGAAGUGUUAGUGACUACACCACACAGCCUUCUGAGACUGCUGGAACGUAAGAGCUGGUUAUUGUGUAGACUUUGCCAUCUUGUUCUUGAUGAGAUUGAGGUGCUGUUGUCUGACACCUCUGAACAGGUGUUCACUAUAUUAGAUUGUUACAAGAAGGCCACUGCUCGAGCGUGGGGGAAUCCACCACAUCAGAUCAUUGCUGUGGGAACUCAGUGGAACAAACACAUCCCACCCUUGAUGGAGGAGUUCAUGAACAAUCCUUACAUUGUGAUAACAGUUGUCGAAGAAGCUGCCAUCUGUGGGAAUGUGCAACAGGUCGUGCAGCCUUGCAUGAACAGCAGCAAAAUUGCUGAAUUACUCAAAAUACUGGAUUUUACCCACACGAAUCUUCAGAAGGUGCUGGUAUUCACUGACUCAGAAAAUGAAGUAGAGAUGAUUCAUAAGGCACUAAAGAGCAACUCAAUAGUUACCUUGAAGAAACAUAAAGAGAGCAAGUGUAAUGCCAGUUGUGUCUCAGAGAAGUGGAGAAAAAUGCACAGUUCUGGCUCUCCUGUUGUGUUGGUUUUAACAGAUGACUGCCUGGAGCCCUUGGGAAUUACAGAUGCAAGUUGUGUGAUCCAUUUCAGUUUUCCUUCUCUAAGGAUCUUGGGCCAACGCCUACAGAGCAUGACUGACAACUUCUGCACCCUGAGAAAGGAUUCUUCUGUAGGUCAGGAACGUACAAAUGCCAGAUCAGUCAUUCUGCUGACAGAGAACAGUCCGCGUCAUGCACCUGAGAUUUUGGGCUAUCUGAAGCAUGCAGGGGCUGAAAUUCCACAACAGCUGCAUGAUUUGGCUGCCAGGGUGCUGGAAUCUGAAGAAGGUGAAAAAUUGUCACGGCCCCUGUGUGCCUCUCUUAAAACAUUUGGCAUUUGCAGGAAUAGAACAGCGUGUCCAGAUCGGCACCAAAUUAAUGUAUCAAUAGACAUGGCCCAGAAUAUCCCAGAUGAAAUGAUAAAAACACCUGAACGUGUGAUGAUUCUACCUCUCCACAUUGUACAUGCAACAAACUACUUUGGCCGAAUAGUGGAUAAAGAAAAUGACCAAUAUGCAAUUCUUGCUGAAGAAAUGCAGAAUUAUUUUAAGGUACCAGGACACAGGAUUUUUGUAGACCCCGUGGAGAAGUCAGCGUUUUAUGGGUUAUGUGAGGGAGCCCUUUACCACAGGGUUCAGGUGGUAGACAUUCCAGCAAAAGAGGAAGAAAAUUUUAACUGUAAGGUCACAAUUAAAUAUAUAGAUGAAGGCAGAACAAGUCAAGUCAGUAGUGAUCAGCUGCUUCACUUACCUGCAAAGUUUCAGAGUCUGCCACCUCAGGCUGUGGAAUUUGUAGUUUGUAGAGUGAAACCCAUUGAUAAUGAAAUUGAAUGGAACCCAAAGGUGACUGAUCACAUUCGUCACAAAAUUAAAGGAAGACUACAUCAUGCAAAAAUAGUCCAUACCUUGGGAAAGACAGCUUGGGUUGACCCAGUGAUCAGGGUUUCCAGCCUUUCCAGUGUCAAGGUGUGGAUCAAUGAAUACAACAUUCGAUCUGAGAUUCUGUCCACCGGUCUGGGAACUGACAAUCCAGAACAUCUAGAAGAAAUUCAGAAGCUGUGCAGACAUGUGCGAGUGUCAGAUUAUGCAGAGAACUUGGAGCACUUAAGCAUAAAGGAGGGCACAGCUGAUCUUGAGAAGGUGUCCAGUCCACAGGAUAUGUCAACAGAAGAAGAUUUUCCUGAAAGCUGUAAUACUUCUGGGAGUUAUCCAUGUGAUGAUGUAGCUCCAGCAGAGGAAGCAGAAGACUCUGUUCUAUAUCAGCAUAAAUGCUAUCAUCCAGAAAUCAAGUGGUUUCAAGAUAACGAGACUGUUACACUGAAGGUAAAAAUACCGAGUGCAGCUGACACUAAAUGCGAGUUCUCUAAAGACAAGGUGGUUUUCAGUGCUAGGUCAGGAGAAAAACUUUAUUUGGCUGACCUGGAGCUUCAAGAGUCUGUAUUUGCAGAGAAGUCCAUGUGUGUGAUUAAGGAUACAGAGGCUGUGAUUGUUCUGGCAAAAGAAAAACAAGGAGCAUGGUGCAAAUUGCUGAAGAAAAAGAAUAUUCACGUGUCUUUAGAUUUUGAACAUUGGGAGGAGCCUGAAGAGGAAAGCUCUCUUACAGUUGGUGCUGGAAAACUGACUUUCCCUGCUGCAGGAAGUGAGGAAUGGUUUGACUCCUCAGAACACAGUGAUACAGAAAGUGAUGAAUAG
Molecule: messenger RNA, 3714 nt
Organism: Myiozetetes cayanensis
Lineage: Eukaryota; Metazoa; Chordata; Aves; Passeriformes; Tyrannidae
Gene: TDRD12
Product: tudor domain containing 12
Exons: 30
Coding region: 1-3714 (1237 amino acids)
Biological process (GO): germ-line stem cell division; transposable element silencing
Molecular function (GO): ATP binding; metal ion binding; nucleic acid binding
Source: RefSeq, a predicted model, not a curated record